Messenger RNA from Vicia villosa (hairy vetch), 1447 nucleotides. Its product is annotated as transcription factor MYB92-like. The transcript is spliced from 4 exons. Bases 132 to 1178 code for a protein of 348 amino acids. The record is from RefSeq and is a predicted model, not a curated record. NCBI's taxonomy places the organism in Eukaryota, Viridiplantae, Streptophyta, Magnoliopsida, Fabales, Fabaceae.
ACCAUAUAUUCCUAUAUAUAACAAAGCACCAUUUCUAAACAUCAAAGUUCCAACAGAGAGUAGCACCAUAACUCUAUAUAUCUUAAUUCAUUCACCAUUACACAACACCUCAAGUGCUGUUACUGCUGGUGAUGAUGGGUAGAGCACCAUGCUGUGAUGAAAGUGGUUUGAAGAAAGGACCUUGGACACCAGAAGAGGAUAGAAUAUUGGUGGAACACAUUCAGAAACAUGGCCAUGGAAGUUGGAGAGCUCUUCCAAAGCUAGCAAGAUUGAAUAGGUGUGGAAAGAGUUGUAGAUUAAGGUGGACUAAUUAUUUAAGACCUGAUAUCAAAAGAGGAAAAUUCACAGAAGAAGAAGAGAAAACCAUCAUCAAUUUACAUGCUGUUCUUGGUAACAAGUGGUCAGCUAUAGCAGGUCAUCUACCAGGGAGGACUGACAAUGAAAUAAAGAAUUUUUGGAACACUCAUUUAAAGAAAAAGCUUCUUCAAAUGGGGUUAGAUCCAGUGACUCAUCGUCCAAGAAUCGAUCAUCUCAAUCUCAUCACCAAUCUUCAAAACUUUCUUGCUGCAAACGUCAUCAACAAUUUAUCAAACACUUUCAACAUUAACUCUACAAAUAAUGCUCUAAGGCUUCAAUCAGAUGCAGCCAAACUCCAACUUCUUCAAAACAUGCUUCAAAUUCAAGCUCUCAGUGCCAACAAUACUCCUUCAAACAUGGAUUAUUUACUCAAUAUCAAUCCAUUUGGACAAUCUUCGUCUUCGUCGCAGCAAGAAAGUUUGUUGCAAAAUGAACUUUUUGGAUUGAAUAAUCAGUCCAAUAUUCAAGGCUUUGAAGUGCCUCAGAUGCUGAAUGGUGUAACUAAUGGAUAUGAUUAUAUGAACUAUGACAGCAAUAGUAGUAGUUGCUUGAAAACUGAUCAAAAAGUUGAUGAACUAUUUGAUGCUAUAACAACAAAUUCUUCUUCGACGGUAGCGAUGAAUUCGCUUCCGAAUUUAGUUUCAGUUUCAACAGAUUCUGGUGUGAAAGAGAUGAUGGAAAAUAGUAAGGUUAACCAGAAUGAGUGUUCUACUAAUCCUUCUUCAACUUCAACUACCUUUGAAAUGUUAGGAGAUUUCAUGUAUGAAGACGUAAGCGAUGCUUAUUGGAAAGAUCUCUUAGACCAAGAGUCUAAUGAGUAACCUGCAGCUAUUAUCCUACAGUUCCAUGUGAAGAAAACUGCAACUCAAGAUUUAUAGAGCGAUAAUGGGAAUUAUCGUUGAUUUUUAGUCAUUUAGGUGUUGGUUCAUAUGUAUUUAAAAAUGGAUUUCUUUUUUAAUUUACAAGCUUCCGUUUGUAUAGAGGAUUUAUAAUACAACGUGGAGAUUUUCAUUUGUUUUAUAGAAUCUAGAUCUUUAUAUAUUCAUCUUCAUGUAAUCGAGUAGUGAACGAUUUUCAGUUAAGAAUAAAU